Zalophus californianus (California sea lion) is the source of this 5673-nucleotide messenger RNA. It is a transcript of the gene NT5DC3, whose product is annotated as 5'-nucleotidase domain containing 3. The record is from RefSeq and is a predicted model, not a curated record. Gene Ontology annotation, molecular function: 5'-nucleotidase activity. The coding region runs from base 1 to 1650 and encodes 549 amino acids. The transcript has 14 exons. Lineage: Eukaryota; Metazoa; Chordata; Mammalia; Carnivora; Otariidae.
AUGGCGGCGGCGACGGCGGCGGCGGCGGCGGCGGCGGCCCGUGGGGCCGGGACGAGGGUGGCGGCGGCCCUGCUGGGCGGCUGCGGGAGUGCGGCCCGGGGGUGGCCGCGCGCGGGCCCCGCACGGCCCUUGUGCACAGCACCUGGGACGGCCCCGGACAUGAAAGGCUACCUGUGGGAGCGCUACCGGGAGGCGAAGAGGAGCAAGGACGACUUGGUUCCUUCAAUUAUGAACAACUUGUUGAAUCCAGAUGCCAUUUUCUCAAACAAUGAGAUGAGCCUGUCGGACAUUGAAAUCUAUGGCUUCGAUUAUGAUUAUACCUUGGUGUUUUAUUCAAAGCACCUCCACACGCUGAUAUUUAAUGCUGCUCGGGACCUUCUCAUCAAUGAACACCGGUAUCCGGUGGAAAUCAGGAAGUAUGAGUAUGACCCAAAUUUUGCAAUUCGUGGACUUCAUUAUGAUGUGCAGCGGGCAGUAUUGAUGAAGAUUGAUGCUUUUCAUUACAUCCAGUUGGGAACCGUCUACAGAGGCCUCAGUGUUGUCCCUGAUGAAGAAGUCAUUGAAAUGUAUGAGGGGUCCCACGUGCCCCUGGAACAGAUGAGUGACUUUUAUGGAAAGAGUUCUCAUGGAAACACCAUGAAGCAGUUCAUGGACAUCUUCUCCCUGCCGGAGAUGUCCCUCCUCUCCUGCGUGAAUGAAUACUUCCUUAAGAACAACAUCGACUAUGAGCCUGUCCAUCUGUACAAAGACGUCAAGGAUUCAAUUCGAGAUGUGCACAUCAAAGGAAUCAUGUACAGCGCGAUCGAAGCAGAUAUUGAAAAGUACAUCUGCUAUGCUGAGCAGACCCGUGCAGUGCUGGCCAAACUGGCUGAUCACGGCAAGAAGAUGUUCCUAAUCACCAACAGCCCCAGCAGUUUUGUGGACAAAGGGAUGAAGUAUAUUGUCGGAAAAGACUGGAGGGACCUGUUUGAUGUGGUCAUCGUUCAGGCCGAGAAGCCAAACUUCUUUAACGAUAAGCGGAGACCUUUCCGCAAGGUGAACGAGAAAGGUGUCUUGCUCUGGGACAAGAUCCACAAGUUGCAGAAAGGCCAGAUUUAUAAGCAGGGCAAUUUAUAUGAAUUUUUGAAGCUUACUGGAUGGAGAGGAUCCAAAGUGUUGUAUUUUGGUGACCACAUAUACAGUGACCUGGCGGAUUUGACCCUGAAGCAUGGCUGGCGGACUGGUGCGAUUAUCCCGGAGCUGAGAUCCGAGCUCAGGAUCAUGAACACGGAGCAGUACAUUCAAACCAUGACCUGGCUUCAGGCCCUGACCGGGUUAUUGGAGCAGAUGCAGGUUCACAGAGAUGCCGAGUCACAGCUGGUUCUGCAGGAGUGGAAAAAGGAAAGAAAGGAGAUGAGAGAAAUGACCAAAAAUUUCUUCAACACCCAGUUUGGAAGCUUGUUCCGCACAGACCAGAACCCGACCUAUUUCCUGAGGCGCCUGUCGCGCUUCGCUGACAUCUACAUGGCGUCUCUGAGCUGCCUCUUGAACUACGAUGUCAGCCACACGUUCUACCCGCGGAGGACUCCACUGCAGCACGAACUUCCCGCCUGGUCGGACAGGGCCCCCACCUUCAGACUCCCCCUCCUGCAGGAGGCCCACGCCAAGUAACCAGGUGCCCACCUGCGGAAAAAGCCAGAAGCAGGGACAACCCCCAACUGGCUGGACGUGAUGGGGUUGACUUGUGUGCAAAUGAGUGUUGCUUUUGGAAAAGAUACAAAUACGCCUUUUGGUAUUCAUUACCUUACGGAGACUCCUUCCACGUUGUUGAGACAGAAGCAGGCAGCCCCCCAGUUCCGCCUUUGCGUUUCUCGUUGGGGCGAGUGGCAAGCUUCAUGUUGAAACCCUGCGAUCAGCCUUUUUGUUUACCAAGGUACUGGAACGGGUGUCCGUGUUUCUGGGCUAGGUGAGCCUUGUUGAUGCCAUCUCUCAAUUCCAGCCGCUGAAGUGUCGCAAAUGUUCUUGACUCUUCCGUGGACAGUGGGCUGACCGUUCACGGGCAGUGCUGUUGGGGACCGCAGGGGCACAGUGCCGGGCGACAGUAAACAGCUUGUGGAAAGCUGAUGGAUGAGUCUGUGAGCUCCAUAAUAACAUCCGUAACAGUAUUGUACGUAGCCUCCAGUGCCCACAUCAUGUGGUACUAGGGCUGUGGCAUCCUGGUGCGUCACUCGAAGGGAGACUCAGCAUCCCUGCAAAAUCUUCUGUGAAAGAACAGAGAAGUUGCAAGUCCUUGACUCGUGGUUGUCCUCAGCUGAGGCCACUUCCCGGGGCCUGCCCCAUGCUGGGAGCACCUGUGGGGUCGCGGGUGAUGGGUGCGUCCACUCCUUCUGCGGGGAAGGAGGGUGAGGAGACCAGAGCUCUGCUUUACUGCAGAACCCGGCUGCGAGAAACAAGCAGGUCGGAGGAACCAGCGCAUUUGUGGUGGCCCUCCCGGGAGUUUAUCCCCCCUGAAAACGCCACCCACGUGUUAGUUUGAUGUGCCCACUGGAGGACAAAAGAUGAAGCAGGCGCAAAAAAUGUCCUUGUAAUGAAAUGCCCCUCCCGGACCCCUGCAGGGUUGUGUUGGAAUCUUGUUAAAACAUCUGCAUGACCAGCAGGGGAGGAGGAGGUGGCCCCAUCACUCACUGCUUAGCUUCCCAGCCCUGUCCUCCCCUUAGAUCUCCUCCCUGCCACGUUGGUGUGGCUAUUUUGGGAGCCUGGGUGGUUUUCCUGAGGUGUGUGUUUAAGGUGGGAGAGGAUAAAGGGCAAUGGAAGCUAGGAGGAGACUUAGGAACGGCUGGCUCAUCAAGCGUCUCAUUCCUUUCUAAGGACAACUCGAGUGGCACGCAUGCUUGUCCCCAGUGGAUGCGGGUGGCAGGGCCCUGAAAGGGGACUUGUGGAGAGUGCUCGCUUAUUCAGCAUUUUAUUGUGGUUAAUGUAUCAGAACCAGCUUCUGAUGACAUUUUAGCUUGGCAUUUCAGAGAGCACCUGCCGCAAUGCACAAAAGAUGUGAGUUACACGGCUUCUGUGAUGCCGUUCGUAAUGCCCUUUAGACCCAGGAGGCCCGAUUUGGCCCCUUUUUUUACUUCUAAAUUUUGUUACAAACACUGUAGCCCAUUCCUUUUCGGGAAUGGGGUAGGCAUUUUGUUUGCUGUGUGUUAGCUCCUAUGUGGUUUAAGCAUCAGAGGGUAUUGCGGAUGGGCAUUUAAUGGGUGCAGGUGGAUGCCCAGGGUGCUUGGUGUUGGGGUCCUCGGCAGACAGGCUGUGCUCAUGGCUUUAGAGUUUCUGCCUGGAAAAGCUGAGUGAGGAAGUAAAAAAGUUUUUUUUUUUUUUUCCUCUCAGUUUUAAUCUAAUCAGAUAGUCAUUGAUGUCUCCUUGGUGCCAGUUACAAGGUGUCUUGUUUACUCAAGAAUAAAGUAGCGCUGUUUUUAAAACUGCUUUUAUGGAGAACUAGGUUAGGUGACCCGAGCCUUGGGGGAGAAAUAGAUUUUUCUUGGAAUGAAUAAUGAAUUUUACAACAUAUUACCCAUUAAGAUUUCAGUCUCUGGGCCACUGAACGUGGCAGUAUUGAGACAUGCCACGUAGCAUCUGUCUGAGCCGGGCCCGCGGAGCAGGCACCUGGCGGGCGGAACCCACACCAGGGCCAGCCACACGAGUCGGGGCAACCGUGUCCAUGUGAAGGACAGACAGAGGCAUGCUUCCUGUGUGUGCUCAGUCAAGAUAGAUUGUAACUGUCGUGACUCAGUUGGGAUUUGGCACAUGGCACCGGACAUUUUGUUCUUUCCAGUUCUCUGUGGUGCACACUGAGAGAAGCACAGUGGUACAAGGGAACGGAGUCUGUUUUCUACCGUUUAGAAAAUCGGUUUGGAAAGUGAACAGAAGAAAAUGGAUCUGCACGUUGCAAAUAUCUCCCGUUUUUCUCAUCGGUUAGGCAGGUGGUGCAGGGACGGUCCGGCCGGCCGCAGCGGCUCAGCGAGGCUCAUGGUACUCAGAGCCGACUGCCAUGGAAGGGCCCUGCACAACUGGUUUUGCAGUUGCUUUUAUAGACAAAACUCGGCUUUUAAAGUAUUUUAGGAGUUUGGCUUAGAGCUCCCUCUUUCCUCCUGACGUAACCUCUUUUUUUUUUUUAAUUUUUUAAAUUCUCUUCAGCUCCAUUUUCUGCCAUCACCAGGAAUGCUAUGUAACAUACACCACCUGUUACUGAUUUGGGCAUUUGUCAGACUAAAUUACUAGUUGUUUUGAAUGCAUUGGCCCUCUUAAUUAUUGGAAAGGAGAAAGGAGAAGUAAUCUUCCCUCCUCACUAAUUUAGCUUUGGGGGAACUAAAUGGCUUUUCCUCUUCCUCCCAAAGGCCCUUUAAGCAGUAGAAUGUGCUAAAUAUUGGACUUGAUUCCCUGUGCCGCAGGCUCAUUUGCUGCCAAAGAUCCACUCGGGGGCCCUUGUCCAGAAUGCUGUGAGACUACAUUUGCCCGGAGGCAGGGUUCCUUGAUUACUCUAUUCAACUACUAGGGAGCCUGUAUUUUGCCCUCUUAAGACUAAUUUCCUUUUAUACCAAUUCUCUUUCUCUCUCUCUCUUUUUUUUGCAAUAGCAUUUGGGAGCCUGGCCUCAAAUUUAGCUAACUUUUAACACCCUUGUGGGUUAAGGCGAGGCAAGGGAGAGAAGUUUCUCUCUUGCAGGGUUCCGCUGGUGUUGCCUGUAAAAAGGCCAGCGAGGAAGCACUUGGAGCUUUGCGGGCCAUUUUCUGUCGCUAGGGCUCUGGGAACGGGCAUGCUGUGUUCCAUCACAACCUGAUUUCCAAAAACAGCUGCAGGCUAGAUUUGGCUCUCCGGCCAUAGUUUGCCCACCCCUGCGCUAGUGGCUUGUGUUGGUGGCUACAGCACCAGGACUUUGCUGAAAGCACGCAGAUGAACCAACUCAGAGCUGGGUGUGGCUGGGAGAGAGAAGUUCUGUAGGUGAGUGCGCCACACUCCCCUGCUCCCUGGGCAUCCGUGCUUCUGUGGCCACUGUUUCUAGCACAUGGCGUAACCGUUGUGUGUAAUUGAACCGCCAGGCUCAGGCACUGGUUGGCCAUCCCUCGCUGCACUGACUGGUGAUUGUGCUCAUAGAGCGGGAUGGGCUUGGUUGCCCAGAACACCUUUCAGAACCGAAGGCCUUUUCCCCCCAACUGCUGGGUCAGCUGCUGGCUCCCCAUCCUCAGCUGGUGGCCCUGUUUGAGAGCUUCCCCCACUGAAAGCCCUGCCUCAGACGAGGUCAUGCCCGCUUCCUUGGAGCCUCCAACUCCAGCCCUGCUUCCUGCCCUUCUCGUUCCUUCUCUUCCGUUUGCAGGUGUUGUUCCCAAGAACACUCGCCCGAACUCGUCCCGCAUGCAAACCUCACUCAGUGUCUGCUUCCCGGGGCAGCCAACCCGCUACAGCGCUUCUGUGCUUGUUUUUUUUUUUUUUAUUUAGCACCACAGGCUUGAACCCCAAGGAAACCGUGUUCCAAGUAUUUAAUAGAAUGACAGAGUGUGCCUGUAGAAUGGUCUCAGGUGCCAUACGUGCGAACUAAGUAGACUUGCUAUUUAUUCUGGAUGUGAAUUUGCUAUUUAUUCUACAUGUUGAUUUUAUGUGAUAGGAUUGAACUUCUUGCCAAAUAAAAGUUUGAAUUGUGUCGUCUA